AUGUUGAUGGAUAAUCGGAAACGAAAUGUUGAGGAAAUACAACGGCAUACAUCAUUAUUACAAACUUGGCUGACGUGCGUUGUUGCUUUGUUGCAGGGAGUGCUGGUGCAGGAAGUGGACGAGGGGCAGCCAUGCCUCACCUGCCACGAAAAAUGCCCCGGCUUCACGCCGCAUAUGUGGCGGUCGCGCGGUGGGUAUACAACCGCCAGCGACCGGAUUGACUGCUGA
Gryllus bimaculatus (two-spotted cricket) is the source of this 228-nucleotide messenger RNA. The record is from the annotation of a GenBank genome assembly. Lineage: Eukaryota; Metazoa; Arthropoda; Insecta; Orthoptera; Gryllidae.